Molecule: messenger RNA, 1359 nt
Organism: Impatiens glandulifera
Lineage: Eukaryota; Viridiplantae; Streptophyta; Magnoliopsida; Ericales; Balsaminaceae
Product: mitochondrial fission protein ELM1-like
Exons: 11
Coding region: 85-1338 (417 amino acids)
Source: RefSeq, a predicted model, not a curated record
AUUACUAGAUCUCUCUCUUGACUGUAAUUCUAUUAUAGAGAGAGGAGGGGGAGGGGAGAUCGGCUGGCCGGUUGUUUCGCCUGAAUGCGAGCAAUCAACUUUUUCGGCCGAAGGCCUAUCAUUUUCCUGGACUCGAAUCGAAGCUUUUCUGCAGUAGGCUUCUGUACUGUGGUGAAAAGAACAAUAAUCAUCAGCAAUGGCGCCGCUGGCGCUGAAAAUCAGUGCCUCGGUUUGGUUCGAGCUCUAGGUCUUUCUCAUCAGCAAACAAUUUACCAUGUAACCAGGCCGACAGGAGGAAUCAAUAAAUGGCUUCGCUGGUUGCCAGUUUCGGUUCAUAGACGGUUAAAUGAUAUCACGAAUCUAACGUACAGUGACUUAAAGGCUCAAAUGGCUUUUGGCAGCAUGGUCUUGCCGAUUUCAGCUGCAAAAAAGGGUUAUUCAAGUUCUUUAGAAGCAGAUGCAAGAAUGACUUUUGAAACAAUUAGGGAUGGGCCAGUGCUAGUGGUAGCAUCUGGAAGGGAUACCAUAUCUGUUGCAAGUUCCUUAAAACGGUUAGCACCAGAAAGCGUUUUUCUUGUUCAGAUACAACACCCUAGGUCACGGAUGAACAGGUUUGAUCUAGUGAUCACUCCUCGUCAUGACUAUUAUGGUUUGACUGCUCAAGGACAGAAAGAAAUUGCUUGGUUUCUUAGGUGGUUGAUAACCCCUAGUAAACCUGAAAGACAUGUGGUUCUCACUAUUGGAGCUCUUCAUCGAUUUGAUUCCACUACACUUGCCGUUGCAUCUUCUGCUUGGCACGAUGAAUUGGCUUCUUUGUCGAAACCCUUGCUUGUAGUGAAUAUUGGAGGGCCCACAGGAAAUUGUGAAUAUGGGACUGAACUUGCAAAUGAAUUAGUGUCAUCAUUGAAGAAAGUUAUUUGGAGUUGUGGAAGCAUUAGAAUCUCAUUUUCCAGAAGAACUCCGAAAAAAGUGUCUGAUAUUGUGAUGCAAGAACUUGGUGAUAAUCUUAAAGUUCAAAUCUGGAAUGGGAAAGAUUCGAACCCGCACCUUGGAAAUCUUGCAUGGGCCGAUGCAUUCCUUAUUACAGCCGAUUCAAUUAGCAUGUUAAGCGAGGCUUGUAGCACCGGGAAACCCGUUUAUGUGAUUGGGUCUGAGCUAUGUAAAUGGAAGUUUUCGGAAUUCCAUAGAUCUCUGAAGGAACGAGGUGCAGUAAGAACUUUCACUGGAAGAGAAGAUAUUUCGAAUGUUUGGAGAUAUCCUCCAUUAAAUGAUACAGCAGAAGCAGCAAAUCGAGUAGUUGAAGCACUUGCAGAAAGAGGAUUGGUUUUGCAUCCAUGAAAAUUGAGAAUUAUUGGUUUA